This is a messenger RNA of Mercurialis annua (annual mercury), 2256 nucleotides long. Its product is annotated as ABC transporter G family member 1-like. Gene Ontology annotation, molecular function: ABC-type transporter activity; ATP hydrolysis activity; ATP binding. The record is from RefSeq and is a predicted model, not a curated record. Lineage: Eukaryota; Viridiplantae; Streptophyta; Magnoliopsida; Malpighiales; Euphorbiaceae. The transcript has 8 exons. Gene Ontology annotation, cellular component: membrane. The coding region runs from base 52 to 2160 and encodes 702 amino acids.
CCUAGUACUCAUUUCAUCAUAAAAUUAACCAACUUCCUCGUAUGCUAAACCAUGGAUUCUACCAUCAAUGUCCCGAGAUGGUCACCCAAUCCAAGCCCAAGCAGACCACUCCAGCAAGAAGAAAUAGAGAACCAAAGCAUAGCUUCGCACGAGGAAGAUGACAAAUCAAUAUCCACAAUAUUUCCAUUUAGCUCUGGAUUUUCAGCUACCGGCGGCGCUGAUCAUCCGCCAUUUCUUUUUAAGAACAUUGAAAUGCAAGCCCCAGUACUCAAGAAUGAUCAGUUUCCGGAGAAAGAUGACGAUGAAGGUAACAACAACACCUGUGAUGGUAUUUUCUUGACAUGGAAAGACUUGUGGGUUACAGUGCCGGACAGAAAAAAUGGCGGCCGCCGGCCGAUCUUGGAAGGGUUAAAUGGGUACGCUGAGCCAGGGAAAAUGCUUGCAAUUAUGGGUCCUUCAGGAUGUGGGAAGUCGACUCUUUUAGACGCAUUAGCAGGGAGAUUAAGCUCGAAUACACAGCAAACUGGCCAAAUCCUCAUUAAUGGUCGCAAGGAAACACUUGCCUUCGGAACAUCAGCGUACGUGACUCAAGAUGACAUCCUAAUGACAACAUUAACAGUAAGUGAAGCUGUAAGCUAUUCAGCAAUGCUUCAACUUCCAGACUCCAUGUCAGCCUCCCAAAAGAAAGAAAGAGCAGAGAAGACAAUUAAAGAAAUGGGUUUACAAGAUUGUGCAAAUACAAGAAUCGGAGGAUGGAGUAAAAAGGGCCUUAGCGGCGGACAAAAACGACGAGUUAGCAUUUGCAUUGAAAUCCUAACUCGGCCUAAGCUUUUGUUUCUUGACGAGCCUACCAGCGGAAUUGACAGUGCUGCUUCUUUUCAUGUUAUGAACCGAAUUGCUAAGUUGGCUAAGCAAGAUGGUCGGACCGUCGUUGCAUCCAUUCAUCAGCCUAGCAGUGAGGUUUUCCAGUUGUUUCAGAAUCUUUGCUUGCUUUCUUCUGGCAGAACCGUUUAUUUUGGUCCUGUUUCGAUGGCAGAACAGUUUUUUUCUUCAAAUGGCUUCCCUUGCCCUACUCUGAGGAACCCAUCUGAUCACUAUCUCAGGACCAUAAACAAGGACUUUGAUGUGGACAUUGAACAAGGGCUUGGAGGUACCGUUAAAACUGAGGAAGCUAUCAAUUUUCUUGUCAAGUCUUACCAGUCGUCGGAGAUUUGCCAGCAUGUUCAAAAGCAAGUAGCUAAUAUUGGUGACAAGAAGGGAGACAAUCUAGAGAAGAGAGGAAGCCAGGCAAGCUUCAUAACGCAGAGUAUCGUGCUAACGAAGAGAUCGUUUGUGAACAUGUAUCGUGACUUGGGCUAUUACUGGCUUCGCCUUGCCAUCUAUAUUGCAUUAUGUUUAUGUGUAGGCACCAUCUUUCAUGACAUUGGCUUAACCUUUGGAUCUAUUCAGGCCAGAGGUUCAAUGCUCAUGUUCGUGGCUGCAUUCUUAACUUUCAUGGCUAUUGGAGGAUUUCCUUCUUUUGUUGAAGAUAUGAAGAUAUUCGGACGAGAAAGACUAAACGGGCACUAUGGUGUGGCUGCAUUUGUCAUCGGAAACACGAUUUCUUCCAUACCAUACCUACUACUAAUUUCCCUCCUUCCUGGAGCAAUCGCUUAUUACCUAGUCGGCCUGCAAAAGAGCUUCGAACACUUCAUCUACUUCGCGCUAGUACUCUUUGUCACAAUGAUGCUCGUCGAAAGCCUAAUGAUGAUCGUUGCAAGUCUAGUACCCGAUUUCUUAAUGGGUAUUAUAACCGGCGCUGGAAUACAAGGAGUGAUGAUGUUAAACGGAGGGUUCUUCCGGUUACCGGACGAUCUUCCGAAGCCAUUUUGGAGGUAUCCAAUGUACUAUAUUGCAUUCCAUAAGUAUGCAAAUCAAGGAUUUUACAAGAAUGAAUUUGAAGGACUAGAAUUUUCUAAUAAUAGUGGAGGACCAAGUAGAAUUAGUGGUGAAGAAAUUUUACAAAGUUUUUGGCAAGUGGAAAUGGGUUAUUCUAAAUGGAUUGAUCUUGCUAUAUUAUUUGGUAUGGUGGUUCUAUAUCGUAUUAUGUUUUUGGGUAUUAUAAAACUUGUUGAAAAGGUUAAGCCUAUUAUCAAUGCUGCCAUGGCUGUUCAUCCUUGAGAUGCAAGGUAUCGAAUAGGUUUAUAAGUAAUGGGUCAAUUUCAGUUGACGACAGCUUUUUUGUUUUUGAUGAAUAAAAGGAGCUUGUUUGAUUUA